Molecule: messenger RNA, 2641 nt
Organism: Parasteatoda tepidariorum (common house spider)
Lineage: Eukaryota; Metazoa; Arthropoda; Arachnida; Araneae; Theridiidae
Molecular function (GO): acyltransferase activity, transferring groups other than amino-acyl groups
Source: RefSeq, a predicted model, not a curated record
AUUUGACUUGCAGGAUGACGCAGGAUAAAUCUAUCUCAGAUUUGUGAAGUUUGAAACAGUGCUUCGAACGUCAUUGGGUAGUUUACUUCAGUUUUUAUCUCAAUGGAUUUUAAGUGGCAAUUUUUGAAAGUGUUCGAUUAGGCUUAAACAAUGAAACUGACAAAUUUCGGAACAUUUAUUAUUUACAUUUAUUUAUUAUUGAAAACAAAACUAAGUUUUGGAAAAACUGCCGAUAGGCAUACUCGGAAUGUUCACGAUGUCCUUGAUAUUGUGCAAAAUGCUAUGAAAGUGAUUGAAACCGCCCAUAGUUUAGGCUUAAAUAACGAUUUUUGGUUGAAUAGAGAUGUGCAUGACAAACUGUUUCAAAGUAAACUUUUAAAUUUGAUACCUGUCUUCAUAAAAAUUUCUAAAAAUGCUCGAAUUAAGAGAUGUUUGCAGGAUUUGUGGUAUCUGAAAGAAAAUCUACAUUUUCGGGAUUUUGAAGAUUCAUGGGCAUGGAAAAUGAUAGAUUCAUUUGGAAAGCCGGAAAGUGGUUUCUUGGAAGGAAAUCUUAAGUGGGUCGGAAAUUUUGAUGAAUGUAGAAAUGCAUACGCCCCCAAGAAGAAAGGAAGCGAUGCUGGUGGAUAUCAUGGGCAUUACUGCAACUUGAAACUCACCCUCAUGGAUACUUUACCAAUGAGAAUCGGCAUUUGUUUACCAGAAACUUGCAAUCCAUCUGAUUUUGAACCAAUUUUGAAUAUUUCAAAUUUAAUCCCUCCAUUUUAUAAGCCAGACAUCAAAUUGAAAAUUGAGUCUUUAACAUGUAAAGGUCCACGAAUUAUUAGUAAAGUUGGAAUCAUAACAAUAAGCAUCAUAUCAGUGUUUAUCCUUUUGGCCAUUUUGGGCAGUACUGUGACAGCAUAUAAAAAUUAUAACAAUGCGAAACCCAAGGAAGAUCUAAGGCGAUAUGAAGGCGAUUUGAAAAGUGUAGCUGUUAAUUUUGAUUCAGAAAAAUUAACUUAUGGAAUCCCAAAGGUUCUCUUUGUUUUUAAUGAUGAAAUACCUUCGACAAUUUUGGGUCCAGAGCGCGUAUUUUCAAGACAAGAUUCGUUUAAGAUAAGAAGAAACGCUGAAACAGUUGUUGUAAAACCUCUUUAUUACUGCAUUGGUCGAAAAUUUGAAGGUUUAAUCUCCAAAUGUGACGCAUUUUUGAAUUGUUUCUGUGUUUUCACAAAUGGAUCAAAAUUACUGAACGCAAAUGUUGAAGACGGACAAUUAUCAUGCAUUCAUGGCAUUCGAUUUCUAAGUAUAACAUGGGUUAUCCUUGGCCAUUUAUAUUUAUCAAUUCUUCUAACGGCAAGAACUUACAAGGAUAUUUUACCGCGUAUUGACAAUUUAUUUUUUCAAGUCGUACUUAACGCUUGGUAUUCUGUAGACUCCUUCUUCGUAUUAAGUGGAUUUCUCAUGUCUUAUUUAUACUUUCAAGAGCGCACUAAGAGAAGGAGUGAAAUAGCUUGGAUUAAUUUCUACUUUCACCGUUUCUUAAGAUUAACACCGAUCUAUGUGAUUGUCCUGGCUUUUUUUGCUACCGUUUUACCUUUAUUGGGAUCAGGACCUUUUUGGUAUUGGUUUGACUUUAAAGUUGAAGAACAUUGCCAGAACACUUGGUGGCGGAACCUCCUUUAUAUCAGUAAUUUUCAGGAUUUACUUGACCAGUGCAUGCCUUGGUCUUGGUAUCUUGCUAAUGAAAUGCAAUUCUUCAUCCUCAGUCCCAUAUUUUUGAUAACACUCUGGAGGUGGCCAAAAACGGGUUAUUCAGUUUUAGUUCUAUUUUUAUGCUGUUCCUGGAUAUCAGGGUUCGUGAUUACUUACUAUUAUGGAUUAACUGCUGGUUCCAUUAGCAAUCCCAAAGACAUAGCAAAAGAUCCUGCUGGAUAUGUUUAUAACUGGAAAACAUUCAUGGAUAAAAUUUACAUAAAGCCAUACAUAAGGAUUGCACCAUACAUCAUCGGAAUAGGUCUUGGUCAUAUCAUGUUUAAGAGAAGAAAUGCAAGUUUUAAAAUCAACAGAAUUUAUUUAUGGCUUGGUUGGUUAAUUGCAGUUCUAGUUGCAUUAUUCUGCGUUUAUGGCUUAUAUGGACAAACUUUAGGAAUAGUAGGAGCAAGUUUCUAUAACGCUUUAAGCCGAACAGCUUGGGCUUUAAGUGUGGCUUGGGUGAUUUUUGCAUGCUUAUCUGGAAGAGGAGGAGUUGUAGAUAAGAUUCUGUCUUGUAGAAUUUUCAUCCCUUUGAGUCGGAUAACUUUUUGUGCAUAUCUCAUCCAUCCACUUUUUAUUGGUUCUUAUAUGUUUACUUUACGAACUCCUCUAGCUUUUUCGCACCCAACAAUGGUUUUGUUGUUUUUGGGAUUGAUUAUGCUGAUUUUUACUUCCUCAAUAUUAGUAUCACUGAUAUUUGAAUCUCCGGUGAUUAGAAUGGAAAAAAUGCUGAAUAAUAAGCUUCAAUCACGAUACAAAUGUUCCUAAGUUAUGCAUUAUCUUUCAUCUUAAUUAUGAUGAAGAUACAAUUAAAACUGUUAUCUGAUUUUAUUUCGCUCAGACUUUAAAAUCUGAUGAUGUACAAGUUCAACUCAAGAUGAAAACAAUCAUAAACUGUACAAAUUUA